This is a messenger RNA of Seminavis robusta, 1829 nucleotides long. Lineage: Eukaryota; Bacillariophyta; Bacillariophyceae; Naviculales; Naviculaceae. The record is from the annotation of a GenBank genome assembly.
UUGUAAGGAUUGGCUCCUGGCUAGAUGACGGCAGAGAGCAGCACAAUCACUAGAGCCAAAUACGGCCAGCUUAUCUGCCCUACCGGUGGGAGGUGCGGCACUUUGUCUACAUACAUGGUACCGGUACCUAGUUGGAUUCCAUGAGGUUUAGAGCAUGUGUGCUUUCUAACAAAUAUUCACGAGCCCUUCUCAGUCUCUUUUCUUCGGCGGAAAGAACAUUUCACGGCAUUCUUUCCAAGAAAAGUCUGCGGACGUCCAAUAUCCAUGUUUCGAGUGUUCUGCAUCGUUGAUCAAGGCAGACAUCAAAACCAACCCGGCAACAUACCAUCACAAACUUUGAAAGACAAGCAAAAAAGACAACAACCGAAAAGUAGAAAACAGACUUGACUCAACUCCCGGCAUGCAUGACUGAACCACCCAAAAGCGGCCCAAUCACACUUACUUCUGAUCCGAUCCAGCCAUUGGUCUCAACGCAACCCACAAAAUCAAAAAUCAGAGAUUGAAACAACAACAAACAUCAUGUUCAUACUGCAACAAUUUCUUCGUCAAGAUGAAAAAAGAGUAAUGAUCAACUGCUGUCUAGCAUUGAUCGCACUGCGUAACUCCAUGGUUUCAGCCAAGGGCGGAGGCUACAGUGGCGGGGGUGGGUCCACAAGCAGUGGAGGUUACUACGGUGGAGGGUAUGGGAGCUAUGGAUCCAGUAGUGAUGGCGACUCUACAAGUGGCCUUGUCAUUGGGAUUUCUGUAGCAGUUGCUGUAGGGGCGUUCUUUGUUUGCAGUACGUUGUCGUCAACGGCACAAAACCAAAAGGCUUGGAACGCAGCCUUCCUCGAAGCCCAGAAAGAUGUCAUGGAACCAGUUACAGACGUCACAAGGAGCAGUACCAACUAUCAUUUGAAGUCUUUCACUGAGGGAACUUUCGUGGCUUCGUAUAAUGAUAGCUCGUAUCAAAACGGAAACACGGAAGUGAGUUCAAACGGUACGCUCAAGUUCAAACGCGGCGACUCUGCUUCGCCACCUGCGGGUGGAACAUCAAUCAGCGCAAAGACCCGAUCCAUUGUCGGCAAUGGAACUGACAGAGACGGAGACUUCGUUAUCUCAAAUGGCAAGGUAUCAUUGGACACAGGGAAGGCAUAUUGGGUAGAAAAGGCUAAAGGAAGCAACAUCAAGAGCUUGGUGACAGGGAAGUUUUCCUGGAGUCAAAGUUCCAAGUGUAUUAUUUUCGCUGGAUCUUUCCGGUGUACCAAUGGAGCCAAAGGCAAAUUCUCUGAGUUCAAAGUCUUGACACAGGAUGAAGAACUAACUUCGGUUGCAGGUGCUUUCGUGGCUGAAGUUGAACCUCGCGUGGAAUCAGCCUCGGUGCCUCCAAUGGCUACGGCCGUUCCAUUGGAGAGUUUCGGUGCUGCAGCAGUGACUACCGAUAUUCCCUCCAUAUUUGUUCAGCCCUCCUCAAAACCUUCAGCCUCUCACCCCGAACUAUCAGCAACGGUGGAACCAAUUGCACAUUCCAGACCGUCAGCACCGGUCGACGAAACCAGGUCAUCCAUUCCUGAUGAUUCAUUUGAUGAUGUUUCGGUAUAGCGGGGCUGCUGCCUGGAAUUGCCAGUACAGUCUCAAUUGUGUAGUCUUUUAAACCCAAAAGUAUGGUUUCUGUAACACCACCCAAUCGAAGCCCCGCCCCUCAGGGCUGUCCUGGCUUUUCUUACUACUACUAGCUAGAUACAUACAGCACCGCGAUGUGCACUCAGAGACCUGAUAUCCAAUUUUAAUUCCUUCCGAGUUUUCAUUCCAACACCUCUUCGAAUGGUAAUGCCACGUCUGCUGAAGGG